CCCCUUCCGCCGGAUUCCAGAUGCCAGAUUCAUCACCAGCUUUUUUACGGACAAUUCCUCGUCGCUACCUCUCUACUCCGAUCUCCAUAUCUUCUCAUUUCGCUACCGCCUGAGGUAAAGAGGAGUCUUUUUUUGGUGUAAUCAUGUCAAACCACUCUCCUCCUCACAUGGGUAUUCCUGAAGAUCUCUUUUCUGUUGACUGGAAUAGUGCACCAGAUUCAACUGAUUGCCACCAGAAAGAACUUUUGGAGAAUGAGAAUGAUAUCCAUAAUGAAAAUAAUAAUUCUACUAUUCUCAUAAAGGAGGAUGAAAAUAAUGAUUCCACUCCUCCGACAAAUGGGAACGAGAAAAAUUAUUCGACUUCUGUUACAAAGGAGAAUGAUUUGCUCCCUCCAGUUUAUCCUUCUUCUUCUGGUGAAGGUUUUCCUUAUGCUCCAAUGAAUUGGCCGAAUCCUGGUGAUAAUUGGGGUUGGAGAGUGGGGAAGAGGUUCAAUGGUUCUGGAUAUUUUCAAGAUAGAUUUCUAUAUCUUCCAACAAGUCUCCGACAGCGGAAUUCUCAAAAAAUGUUUGCUAGCAAACCAGCACUUGAAAAAUAUAUCCAAUCGCAGUUCCCAGAUGCAGAUAUUGAAGCUUUCUUUGCCUCUUUUAGUUGGAAGAUUCCUGCCAUAAUGGAGACCCCCGCAAAAGUGGAUGUCCCCUCUGCCCCUCAAGAACCCCCUCCAGAAGUAGGAACAGAGGAGACUAAAACAGGACCCCGUGCCAGCCUGCGGAAAAGGAAAGAAAUCAAGCAAGAAAUUACUACCCCUGUAAGCGAACCAAAGAGAAAACAAAGCAAAAAAGGAACUCCCCACUCUAGCCAGGGUAAAGGAAAGCUGAAAGCAAGUGUGGCGCCAACCACAUCUAAGCGACAAACUCGACAAACUCUCAAGCAUUCUGUUGAACUUGCCCCCAAGGAUACAGAUGAUAUGGUUGACUUGUCUGUCUGGGCCGAAGUACCAACAGAGGAAUUUGAUAACUACCUCAAUUCUCUGGACGAGAUUCUUGCUCAGCCGCAGUCUGAAGGUCCAGUGCCUCAUUCUGUGUCCAUCAACUCUUCUGUCCAGGAAGAUGAAAUGGCUGAAGCUCGAAUUAGGCUUUCAUUGCUUCUUGACAUGGACUUUUCUUCAUUGAUCCGCUCUCAAGACCUCAUGGAACUCACAAGUCUUGCAUCAAAACUUCAAAAGGAUCCUAGCCUUAGUGCUGAACAACUUGUGAAGUUAAAGCUGAUUGAAGAGAUUCCAUCAUUCAGUGAAGUGUUUCUAGAGAACAAGGAAGUGAUGGAGCAGGCAGACAAAUUCUUUGAAGCACUUGAGGUCAACAAGGCCAAGGUUACUUCUCUGCGGAAAGAGUACAGCGAGUUAAAGGAACAGGCAACAGCACUGCAGUCAGAGGUGGAUUCUAACUCAUUGAACAUACAAGAAAUUGAUGCACAGAUUGCUCAACUUAAAUCCCAUAGAAAUGAGCUGAUGAAAAUAAUAGAAAAUAAGAAAAAGGACAAGCUUGAGUUGAGCUACAACCAAAGGUUGGUGGCAAAUUCAAUCCCGAAAGUAGUGAAUGCAGUUCAGGAUGCUAACUCCAAAAGGCCAGAAUGGGAGCGGAAGAAGGAAAAUGCAAUCAAGCGUGAGGCUGAAAUUCUUUCUAAGUUUGCAGCUCUAAGAGGGUUUUCCUUUAGGAUUGGUAAUUUCCUUGAUUUCUCCCAUCCCUCACAAGAGUCCGCUCCACAUGGAGCGAGAAUGGAAGGUUUUUCAUCUCAUGGGAAUGGAGAUAGGGAAAAGUCCAUCUCAUUAACCAGGGGAAACUUCUCAUCCCAUGGACAUGGAGAUGGAGGAACCUUCAUGCCCAUGAACAGCUCCAUCUCCAUGCCAAUGAACAGAGAGGGGACAGCUAUGGAAGGGUAUCCUACUGUCCCUCAUUCUCGGGGCCCCCUAUCAUGGUUAUAGGGUUGUGUUGUCUAACAAUCGUUUAUGGUUGAAUCUCACUGUUGUAGUCAUCCCUAUGAAGUUCAGUAUCUAUGCCAGUAUAAGUUAUUGAAGGCGUCUUGAUAAAUGUUUAAAUCCUCAGACUAAAUUAGCUGUAUGAUAAUAAUCAUGUUUUUGCUCAACUGUACUGGAUUAUUGACUUGGUUCGGUAAUCAGUCUAUUUGUUUGGCCAAAGAAAUGUAUUUGAACUUCUUCUUCUUUUUUCUUUUUUUUUUAUAAUUUUCUAAUAAGGUGUUCAGGUUGCUUGAUUUCAUGAUGUUUAGAUACACUCAAGUGUAGCCCUCGUUUGUAACAAAAUAAUCAAUACAUUGUAAUAAACUAAUUUUUUUUCA
Rubroshorea leprosula is the source of this 2350-nucleotide messenger RNA. The record is from the annotation of a GenBank genome assembly. Lineage: Eukaryota; Viridiplantae; Streptophyta; Magnoliopsida; Malvales; Dipterocarpaceae.